AUGCACUGUGCCUCUCCUAAUCUUUCUGAUGUUCCUCCUGAUAUUUCUUCUGAUGCAGUAUCACUUCUAUUUAGGCUAGAGAAGGUUUCAUUUUCAUAUGAAAUAUCUGUUUCAGUAAUGGAUAUCAAGAAUAACAUACUUAUUCUUGCACUACAUACAGGAAAACUUUUACGAAUGGAUUUGAUGCAUCCGAGUGAAAUUCAAGAUCUAGAGGUUCCACGGAAGCAAAAAAGUUCAAUAAUUGGAAAAAUUUUUCUUUCUCCAGGAGGACAACAUUUGGUUGUAGAAACAGGAACGAACGAGUAUAUAUAUUUUGAUGUACAUACUACUCGAGGAAAAGUGCUCCAAAGACUUAAAGGACUUAAUAUAAGGUGUAUUGGAUGGAAUAUACAUGCUACAGAAGCGAGUACAAAAGACAUUCUAUUGGGAUGUAAAGAGGGAAAUAUUUUUGAAACAUGUAUAGAAAUGGGAGAGGAGAAAUAUGUUAAACGGGUUUACAAAGACCAGGAUAAUUCAGAUAUUGUCGGAAUUUAUAUGGAGGAUAUUUCUCAAGAUAUACAUUAUCGAUAUAUUAUCAUAGUUACAGAAAAAAAAGUAGAAUAUUUUAUGGGUCGAAUGGCACAGGGAGGUCAGGGAGAAGAGGGAAUGACUCGAGAACUUUUUGUUUCUGGACAUAAGGGACUUGAGAUGGCUGAAAUGAAAAAUUCACAAUUUUCAAUAUCGCCAGUUGAAAUAGAGUAUUACGAGGAGAUAAAUGAUCGAUAUAUUGCAUGGUUAUCAGGAAAAGAUAUUUUUUAUGGAUCUUUGAGAGCUUUUGAUGUUGAUCCAUCAGAAAAAGUUAAUUUUACGUUAACACAUUUGCAUAUAGAUACAAUCAAACGAGAGUUUUCAGAAUUUCCAUUCUUUUUUUGUUUUACACAUUAUCAUAUUAUCAUUGUACAAGAAAACGAGAUUUAUAUCGUUAAUCGAUUGAACAAUCAAAUUGUUUUUACAGAAAAAAUACAUAUGAAAUCAGACAAAAAAAUACUAGGAUUAGUUACAGAUACGUAUAAAAGUACAUAUUGGAUUUAUUCAAAAGAUUUUGUUUAUGAGAUUGUUAUUUCUAAUGAAAACGCUGAUAUUUGGAAGUCAUUUCUUGAAAAUGGUAAUUAUUUAAAGGCUCUUAAAUUUGCAAAAAAAAAUUCUCAUUACGAUGCUAUUUAUAGGGAAUAUGGCAUGGAUUUAAUUAAACAGGCUAAGACCCAUGAAGCAGCAAAAGUAUUAGCGAAAACAACAUUGCCAAUUGAAGAGAUUUCUCUAAAAUUCAUGGAUAUGAAAGAUCAUGAUGCAUUGAGAAUAUAUUUACUUGAAAAACUCUCAUUGAUAAAAAAAGGAGCUCUUAUACAAAAAACAAUAUUAUCAACAUGGUUACUUUUUUUAUAUAUAACUAAGAUGAACACAUUGGACGAUAUCCAAGUACAAAAUUCUUUUCUUAAUAUUUCUGACACUGUUUCUACAGAAAUUAAAGAAAUUCAAAACGAAUUCAGUGAAUUUAUAAAUAAAUACAAGUCUAAUUUAAAUCGAGAGGCGUCCUAUCAUCUUAUUAAUAGUCAGGGUCGGCAAAAUGAACUGUUAAUAUACGCAGAAAGCAUUAAUGAUUACCCAUAUAUUUUACAAUAUUGGGUACGGAAUCAGAAUUAUGAUGCAGCUCUUAAUGCUCUCAAUAAACAAACCGAUCCAGAGUUAAUUUAUAAAUACGCAUCUGUAUUAAUUUUACAAAAACCAAAGGCAACUGUAGAUACUUGGAUAUUACAUUCAGAUAUUAAUCCAUUAAAACUUAUUCCUGCUAUUAUCGAUUACAACCAACAAUAUAAACUUUUAAUAGAACAAAAUCAAACAAUUCGUUAUCUCUUUUUUAUUAUUGAUCAGGCACCUAUAACAGAACCUAUAAUUCAUAAUACAUUAUUAUCACUACUUGCUAGUAGUGAAAACCAAGAUGAAACAUCGCUUUUGCAAUAUCUUGAAUGGCAAAAAAGUAAAGACUUGUAUAAUUCAGAAUUUGCAUUACGUACUUGUAUUCAAUACAAAAGAAUUCUAAGUUCUAUUUAUUUAUAUUCUAAAAUGGGCUUUUUUGAGGAAGCAGUAGAUUUGGCUUUAAAACAUAAUAAUAUAGAUUUAGCGUCUACCUCAGCAGAUAAAGUUGAAAAUAGUAUUUUAAAGAAAAAAUUAUGGAUUAAAAUUGCAAAAAAAGUAAUUAGUCAGUCCGACGAAGACACCAAAAGUUCUUUAAAAUUUUUAAUGAAGAAUGGAUCACUUAAUAUCGAAGAUUUAAUCCCAUUAUAUCCAGAUUCUGUAAAAAUAGAUAAUUUUAAAGAAGAAAUAUGUUCUGUCUUAAAAGAAUAUACUUCUAAUAUAAAUUCGUUGCUUAAAAAGAUGGAAGAAUUAACAGUAUCAGCUGACAAUAUUCGCCAUAAUAUAGAAGAUCAUAAUAAAUGGUUUACGAUUUUAAAUGUAGAGGAAAAAUGCAAUAUCUGUAAAAAUAUAUUAUUAAAUGACCAAUUUUAUGUUUUCCCAUGUCAACAUUGUUUUCAUAAAGAUUGUUUAUUUUCAAAAAUUUCAAAAGAUUCUACUUUUUGGCAAUAUCGACGAGUUCAGGAUUUACAAUCUAUAAUAUCUAAACUUGAAAGCGAUAUCCCUAUGAAACAACUUGACCAGUAUGAACGAUUAUGCAAAGAACUAGAUGAUAUAAUAUCAGCAGAGUGUAUACUUUGUGGUAGUAAUAUGAUACGAAGUAUAGAUAAAAAUUUUAUUGAUAUUAAUUCAAAGGAAGCAUUAUUUUGGAAUAUUUAA
Pneumocystis jirovecii RU7 is the source of this 2829-nucleotide messenger RNA. RefSeq names its product tethering complex subunit PEP3. Gene Ontology annotation, cellular component: endosome; HOPS complex. Lineage: Eukaryota; Fungi; Ascomycota; Pneumocystomycetes; Pneumocystales; Pneumocystaceae. The record is from RefSeq and is a predicted model, not a curated record. Gene Ontology annotation, biological process: endosome organization; vesicle-mediated transport; organelle fusion. The transcript has 9 exons. The coding region runs from base 1 to 2829 and encodes 942 amino acids. Gene Ontology annotation, molecular function: protein-macromolecule adaptor activity.